CCUGAUAUUCCCUAAAUCGCUUUCCCCUUCACGUCACUUGACGUGCUUUUAAUUUUACUGCUUUCAAAUUAGUUUAGAAUUAGUAAAAAAACCCUCUUCCCUUUUCUUCUUCUCUCAUCUUUCUCCUCUUCUUGCUCAAAUGGCGCAACAAGUUUCUGCAAUCGGUUUUGAAGGUUACGAAAAAAGACUCGAACUAACAUUCUUCGAGCCCAGCAUCUUUUCCGACCCGAAUGGUCAAGGUCUUCGGGUCCUCUCAAAGACCCAAAUCGAUGAAAUUUUAACCCCAGCUGAAUGCACAAUCGUGUCUUCUCUCUCCAACGACCAUGUUGACUCUUACGUUCUCUCAGAAUCGAGUCUUUUUAUUUUCCCAUACAAACUCGUAAUCAAAACAUGUGGGACCACCAAGCUUUUGUUGUCGAUUCCAGCUAUUCUGAAGCUAGCGGCGACACUCUCUCUCACUGUCCGAUCAGUGAGAUAUACACGUGGCAGUUUUAUAUUCCCCGGAGCUCAAUCUUUCCCACAUAGAAGCUUCACCGAAGAAGUUUCAGUUCUCGAUUCCCAUUUUGAGAAACUCGGGUUAUCAAGCAAAGCUUAUGCAAUGGGUGCUUUUGACAAGCCUAACAAGUGGUACGUUUAUUCCGCUUUUGCCAAUUCUGAUUCCGGUGUUGCUGAUUCCGAUUCCGGUGACAUGUACACGCUCGAGAUGUGCAUGACGACUCUAGACCGUGAAAAAGCUUCUGUCUUUUACAAAACCGAGUGGAGUUCUGCAGAAACAAUGACGAACGAUUCCGGUAUCCGUUCGAUCCUCCCAAACUCUGGAAUCUGUGACUUUGAAUUCGACCCGUGUGGGUACUCCAUGAAUGGAAUUGAGGAUUCCGCUGUUUCAACUAUUCAUGUGACUCCGGAAGAUGGGUUUAGUUACGCGAGCUUUGAGGCUGUUGGGUAUGACUUGAAGGAGAUUGGAUUGGAAAGCCUUGUGAGAAGGGUGUUGGAUUGUUUUGAGCCUGGUGAGUUUUCGAUUGCUGUUGGUGGAGGAAUUGGAAACGGAAUUGGAAGCGGAAUUGAGAUUGAAGGGUAUGGGGUGGAAGAAAAAAGUUAUGAAGAAAUUGGUGGUGGAGAAUCGAUUGUGUAUCUCAAGUUUGUGAAGGAAGGUGGGAGCUGCUGUGGGUCUCCGAGGUCUGUGUUGAAAAGCGGAGGGUGGAAAGAGAAGGAGAAUGAAGAAAAGGAGUAUGAGUAGGUUUUAAUAAAAAAUAUUUAAUUAAAUAAAUGCCAUGUUAUUAUAAACAUGGUUUUGUUAUGGAUUUUUUUUUGGUUUUCUGUUUACGUUUGGUGUUAUGACUAUUUGGUAUUAUCAAAGAUGAUAUAGAUGCUGUGCAUCAUUUGGUUUUUAA
Molecule: messenger RNA, 1391 nt
Organism: Lactuca sativa (garden lettuce)
Lineage: Eukaryota; Viridiplantae; Streptophyta; Magnoliopsida; Asterales; Asteraceae
Product: S-adenosylmethionine decarboxylase proenzyme
Biological process (GO): spermine biosynthetic process; spermidine biosynthetic process
Cellular component (GO): cytosol
Molecular function (GO): adenosylmethionine decarboxylase activity
Source: RefSeq, a predicted model, not a curated record